Xyrichtys novacula (pearly razorfish) is the source of this 2448-nucleotide messenger RNA. The record is from the annotation of a GenBank genome assembly. NCBI's taxonomy places the organism in Eukaryota, Metazoa, Chordata, Actinopteri, Labriformes, Labridae.
UGGGACAUAGGAGCAUGAGUCCUGGUCCUGUCCUGAGAGAGGGAGUCUCUGUGAACAUGUUGAUUACUGUGUUUCUGUCCGUGCUGCUGAUGCAGGGAGGACUUGGAGGGGCAGCGACAUCUGAGCUGCAGGUUCUUGGGAAAUCAGUCCACAGAGCUAUAAGUUUGCUGAACGGUGUUAAUGGGAGACACACAGUGAGGACGCACAUGCACCAGCAGGUAAAUAAAAGCUGGUUUUAAUUAGUUAGGGUUUGACUUUAAAGGUGAAUGAUUACUGAAUUAAUAACACUUUUUAAAUUUUUUGUUUCAUCUUACAAGUUUUACAGAGUGUGACUUGACCUUUUCGACAGUAAAGUUUCAAAUUUUCUUUCAGAAAUUGUACAUUUGAAUGUUAUGGGCCUGCUAAUGGAAUUUAUCUGCAAUAUGAAGACAUUUUGCUCAAAAUGGAAAAAUGUUAGAGGGUAAUAAUUUUCCCAGUGACAGCUCAAUAUUUCUUUUAAUCUGCAAUGUAAUUGUCAAGAACGUGACACAUGAGCGACCACAUCAUAGCCUCCGCGAGGAGUUUUUUCAUGUUCACAUAGUGGACUGAAAUUCAUAUUAAUGCCUUCCCAUGACAUCAAAAAAACAGGACUGACCAUUUUCAUAUCACUAUUUCAAAUUCAUGAAACUCUGAUGCUCUGGUUUUGCACAUUUACACAUAUAGUAUUUGCAGCAAUUUAUACAUUUGACUGUUUAGGUCAGCAAGAUGAGAUUUUUGUUUUAGAUCUCUUUUCAAACAUCAUGAGGACAAGAUAAGUUUAUUGUCCACAGGGGAUGCCAAAAUUUACACAAAUGGCAAGUUCAUAACAGGAUCUUUAGACGGCGUUGAAAAUACACCAUCCCUGCAUUAAUGUAAGGAAAAAUAAUGUCAAAGACGAUUCACGAUGCAACUAUGGACAAAAAUAGGGUUGAUACUAUUUCUAAUGUUUAAAACAAUGCUUCUUUUUUUUCUAAUUUCACUCACACCUCUCAGUAGUCUAUAGGAUUCUGUUGGGAUAGGAUUAUGUGUGCCUAUUUUCAGCAUGUUCCAAAGACUGAGUGAAAAUUCUAAAUUAAAGACAUAGUCCGAGCUCAAGUUUAUUAUUACUAUCAUAAAGGAAAUUUGAUUGCAACCGGCAUUAGAACACUGAAAAUUUACGACACCUUUCAAGAGAGUUGAUGCAAUGCUGUACUGAUACACAGUAUGAUGGCAAUUAGUCCAAUCAGUGCGUGUCAGAGUACUUGGUAUUAAGCUGAUACAUAUGUGCAUCUCUAGCAUUUGUAUCUAACAUGAUAAAAGCCUCAUUAGAUUGAAAUAAACCAAAAGUAAUAUUGUAUAUCCAACCAAAGAUGAUGACUACAAAAAGUAACCAAACUCAGGAAAGAAUACAGCAAUAACGCUGCAAAUGUAUCUGGAACAUGAAAUUAAUUUGGUAAGCAACAACUUUUUUGUAACUAAACCAAUUUAGUCAUUGCAAACGUUAGCAAAGGUGAAAAAGCAAUCGCCUAAAAUAAGCUCAAAAUGUUACUAUCAUAACCAUUUACUUCAUAAUGUAACCAAAAAAGCAAGAAAUCUGAGAAAAUAAAAAUACAAAUCUUUUGCAUACUUGCAUGAAAAUGACAGAAGGAUCUGUGAUUUAUAAAAAGUCCAAAUUCAAAAUGGAUCAUUCUCCACUCCAAAUGGUCUGAGUCACUUUGUUUUAUCUGCAGGCCAAGAGUGACCACAGCAGGAGUUUGGACUUCGAGAGCUUCAACAUCCACACCACCCCCUCCAGCAAAAUCAGCCUCCCCUUCAUCGUCAAGCUGUACCCACCCACCACCAAACCCCUGCACCUACACGCCAACAUGCCAAUGCGCUUCGGGAGGCAGAGUGGUCCCAUUGAUGACGGGGGCCAAAACUCCACCCCUAACAUGCCGCAGAGGUUUGGACGGGCUUGGGAAACAAUUUAUGUGUGCUCAGAGUGCCCGAAAGUCAAAGAGGCAGUGAACAUGGCACCGUCUCUGUUUGGUAGGAGCAGUCUGUUCUGGAACCUCCUGAGGACUGUGGUGAACGAGCGGUUACUGAGCGGUGACGCACACUGGUAGGAUCAUCUGAACUAAAACUGAUAUUAAUGUAUGUGAAACAUGGAGGCCUGUGAAUUAUAAAAAAAUAAAUAAAUAAAAUCAAAAAAUAACACAAACUGUAUUUCCUCCCUGCAGGAGUGAAGACUUUGACUUCUCAGCCAGUUCAGAAGAGGUGGAGACGCAGGGCAGCAUCCUUUAAAUGCAUUAGGAAGCAUGUAAAUAAUAAAAUUAAGUGUUUUUACUCCAAGCACAAUUAUAACAAGACAAAAUGACUUCUGACAAAAAAUGAUGUACAUUAUUCUCCUCUAUAAUCUAAAUAUGUAAUCAUGACAAAAACAUGAAAUAGUAAAAACUGAGUUUAAAGCAA